Messenger RNA from Aspergillus melleus, 1491 nucleotides. RefSeq lists its product as uncharacterized. Bases 1 to 1491 code for a protein of 496 amino acids. NCBI's taxonomy places the organism in Eukaryota, Fungi, Ascomycota, Eurotiomycetes, Eurotiales, Aspergillaceae. The transcript is spliced from 2 exons. The record is from RefSeq and is a predicted model, not a curated record.
AUGCGCUGCGUCCUCAUCGAGCCUGGUAGUUGUCGUGCGCAAUCGAAAACUAUUCUCGAUAAGCACGGCAGUCGCUCUUCAGAUAUGGCUGCGGUUGAUCGACCCUCCGAGACUCAAGGCGAUGUCCUCCGCUCUGAUGAUGUCUGCGACGAAAGAGCCGCAUCUGCAUCUGCAUUUGCACCUGCACCUGCAUCUCCAUCCCCUCCUCGAAAUACCACCCGUGACGAUUCCCCAAAGCCACAGUUGGAAAACCCAGACACGUCCCCCGCGCACGAUAUCGUCGUGCCAAUUCGAGCCCCAACGUCGCAGGGUGAUGUCAUGGAAAAAGACAUCCAAGAAUGCUAUCCUCCACUGCCUUCUCUGGACUGCCAGGAUGACGACUUUCAGCCUCAUCGUGGCACUCAAAGUCCCUCAGCCCUAAGAGGCACAAGUCCGUCGGUUCACAGCGUGAACCAAAACCAAAGUUUCACCUCCGAGUACCAUCCAUACGACCCCCCGGCGAUAGCCUCUGCCGAGCCAGACGUGUCAAUCAAAGGAGAAGAGAGCUUUGACCCCAAUGAUCCCACCGUUGGUCUAUUUCAUCCUGUCCCCAGACCAGCCAGUCUCUUUAUCGCCAGUAGGAACAUGGCAAUGUUCCCUGAUGCUUUUGCGGAUGCUAAGCUGGAGUUCGACUCAACGUCGCUUUUCACAUCACCCGAAGCGUCGAACGAGUGCUUGUUCGACGACAGCGUCAUUCGCAGGCCAGAGUGGACGAUAGACGACGUGGAAACCGCGCCGUUGUUCAAUGAGCUCUCCCCAGGAAGGCCGAUAGACACAUUCGUCGACACCAGCCUCGCCUCAAUGAAUGACACAUGCAGCCCCGAUUCCUCGCUAUCGUGGUCGUCCCUUGGCUACGAGGCCAAUCCUAGCAUGCAGCAGCCGCAGCAGCAGCAGGCUCUCAUCAACCACAAUGAAACCCUUUGCUCUGAUGACCCAGAGCUCUUCACGCCCAAUGACCAUUAUGAUCAUAUCAACGCUGGGUACGACCCGACAGCCACGACAGCCAAUGACUUCCACGGCCUGAACGGCCUGGCACUAUUAAACAGUUAUAAUGAAAGCCAUAGCCACCCUUACCUCCCGCCCCCAGUACCCAUGAACAUAAACAUGAACCUGAACCCCUGGCGACACGAAUACACCGACCUAGCAAGCACGCGAAAUCCAAUGCCGUUAAACAGAGACCACGAGCCGCUCUUCGUCCCCGCAGACAUAUUCGCAUAUCGAGAGAGUCUGUUCCGACUGGAUCAACUCACACGUCCACAUCCGCGGUUCCCGGUCGAGACAACCCACCUCCGUCCGCAGUUACUGGGGAAAAGAACGUUCAACUGCCCUGGCGAGACCCGAAACGCCUUCUUAAUAGAGUGUAAGCGUCGCGGACUAUCAUACAAGGAUAUCAAACGGCUCGGCGGGUUCAAGGAAGCAGAGUCGACGCUGCGCGGUAAAACUGCUCUGUGA